UGGAAUUAUUUCUUAAAAGCCUCACGCUGUCGAACGUACUCGCUUGCAAACUAGACAAAGUAUGGUUUAACACUUGUUAAACCCGUUAAGGAAACCACGAGUGUCUUUUCUUUAAAGAUUAAUUGCGUAAAAAAAAUCUAGCGCCGUUUCUCUCUUAAAGGUUCAGCAAGAGAAAAUCUUUUGAAACGAAGACUUUUCGCACUGACAUCUAUAAAAGAAUUGUUAACCUCAGGCAAGAAAAGUAAGAGGGACUGAAGGCCUCGAAUUUUGCCGUUUUGCGAUCGUCAGAAUCGUUCAUUACCCUCCCGGACAGCCGAAUUGCGGGGGAAUAGGUGAAAAUGGAACCGUGAUUCCAUACACAGCUAGAGGGAGUGUCGAGACUUUAUAAGAAAAUCGACCACUGGGACCACCCUACCAACUUGGCUGCGUCCCCGGGGCCAGUGCUGCUUCGGAAACAUGUGAGGAGCGAUAAAUACUCCCCGAUGGUCGAGAGGGUUCACUUACUUCAUGCGAACCCCCAGUAUGCCUACGUGGUUUUACCUGAUGGGCGGGAGGACACGGUCUCCAUCCGCGACCUGGCGCACGCAGGAGCUCCGGGCCCCUACCCUGAACACUCUGUGGUGACUAUUGACCCCGUACCCACCAAUAGUGUGAAGAAGUAGCAUCACCCAAUUAAGAACAAAGGCUAAGCUACAAUGGGAGAAUGGAGCUUUCUGAGCGACUGGCUGGACUCGAUCAAAAGCCAUGCACCCAUGCUGGGUCGUAUCUGGCUCCUGCUCAUGAUGAUCUUCCGCGUUCUCGUCCUGGCCACAGUAGGGAGUGACAUCUUUGAGGAUGAGCAAGAAGAGUUUGCCUGCAACACACUACAACCCGGUUGCAAGCAAGUCUGCUACAACAAGGCGUUCCCCAUCUCGCCUUUCAGAUUCUGGGUCUUCCACAUUGUGUUUCUGUCCGUGCCAUCCUUGUUGUUUGUGGUUUACGCCGUCCACCAGUCCUCAAAGGACGAAGAGAAGCAAGAGCGAGUAGGCCUCAUCCAAAGGCGAGAAGCACCUGUAAAAGGGGUGCCAAGAAUACAGAAAUGCUACAUCAUCCAUGUCAUACUGCGACUGAUGGCUGAAGUGGCUCUGGUUGUUUGUCAGUAUUUCCUAUUUGGCUUCAUCAUUGAGCCCCAGUUUCUGUGCACUGGUUUUCCCUGCCCACACACUGUGGAUUGUUUUGUGUCUCGCCCAAUGGAGAAGACCGUGUUUGUAGUGUUUUAUUUUAUAGUUAGUAUCCUCUCUGCAAUUAUCAGCCUUGUUGAGCUGGCACACAUAAUUAAAAAGAUGCUCAGCCAGCAGCAACUAAAAGACUUGGAGGAGCAGAACCAGUCAACUAGAAACUACGUGAAGGAUAAGGAUGCCGAAUCAGUCCAGCUAUUGGACAAGAUGGUUAUGGUGAACCUCAGCUCCAAUCAUUCUGACGUAGACUCUACUCACAAGAACAAGUCACUGGGCAGCAGCAACAGUGGAAGAUCUUCACAGUCAAGUGCAAAGAAACCUUCCCUCAAUAUCUAAGAAAUAAAUUGGGCAACUGUGGUAUAACAACAACAGGGUGAUUCCAAAUUCAAAGGUGCAACCAGUUGAACUCUAUGAAUAUUGAGUGUAAAGCAGAUUCAAUUGUCAUUUAUCCAGUUCUGCUCUCACAGAUAUUGUAUAUUUGAUUGGCUGUUGCCAGGCAAUAGAGGUUGCUAAGAACUUGUAAUGUCUGUUCAUUAUUAACAGUGGUGCCUUUUCUUCUAUAAUGUUCAAAAAUAACAUGUGCUAAGUGUGGUAAAGCAUUGAGAAACUCACCUGUUGGUGCAGUACUGUCUGUGUGGAGUUUCCAUGUUUCCUCAAAGUGAGUGUAAGCAGAGUCUUUGACUAUUUGUAAGGUACAGUAAGAUGGAAAAUCAUACUAGUCACGUCCUUGAUAAAUGGCAGGGCAGGGCGGAGGAAAUGUAUAACCUUCUGCUGCCCUUAAUUCAAAGGCUUUUUGUCUUGAGGUGAUUUGAAGGACUACAGCCUAGAGAAAGGGCUGCAUGUAACCAGAAGACCAAAAGACAUAGGAGCAGAAUUAGGCCAUUAUUAGACCCAUCAUGCCUGCUUCACUAUUCCAUCAUGGCUGAUUUAUCACCCUUCUCAACCCCAUUCUCUUACCUUCUCCUUGUAAUGUUUAAUGUCCUGACUAAUCAAGAACCUAUCAAUCUUCAAUGUGAUUAUUCCCAAUGAGGCGCCUGUGGCAAUGAGUUCCACAGAUUCCCACCCUCUGCCUAAAGAAAUUCCUCCUCACCUCUGUUCUUAAAGGAAUGUCCUUAUAUUCUGAGGCUGUGCCCUUUGGCCCUAGACUCUCCCACAAUUGGAAAUGCGCUCUCCAUGUCCAUUCUAUCUAGGCCCAGAGCCAUCAAACAUUCCUUUCAUUCCCAGUAUCAUUCUUGCGAACUUCCUCUGGACCCUCUCCAAAGCCAGCACAUCUUUUCCUAGAUAACUCACAAUACUCCAAGUGCAGUCUGGCCAAUGCCUCGUAAAGCCUUAGUAUUACAUCCUUGCUUUUAUAUGCUAGUCCUCUCGAAAUGAAUGCUAACAUUACAUUUGUCUUCUUUACUACCGACUCAACCUUUAAUGACAAUCUGUUGCUAGCUGCUGGACAGUCGCUGGAUACUAGGUGAAGGUAUCUCUCAGCUACGUAGUCUCCUGAAAUAAUUAAAGGUGAUCAUUACUUUAGA
Molecule: messenger RNA, 2740 nt
Organism: Mobula hypostoma (lesser devil ray)
Lineage: Eukaryota; Metazoa; Chordata; Chondrichthyes; Myliobatiformes; Myliobatidae
Product: gap junction delta-3 protein-like
Exons: 3
Coding region: 696-1553 (285 amino acids)
Biological process (GO): cell-cell signaling
Cellular component (GO): connexin complex
Molecular function (GO): gap junction channel activity involved in AV node cell-bundle of His cell electrical coupling
Source: RefSeq, a predicted model, not a curated record